AUGAAAUUUAAGUAAUCAUCUGUUAUAUUUGAACAGGUUAUAAAUAAAUAACCGAUAGAUUUAAGUAAUCAUCUGUUAUAUUUAGUAGAAGUACGUAAUCUCGUGAGCGUGGCAUGGAUUAAACUUGGGACUUCUAUGAUUACGGGUAUCCUUGGGUUGUUAUUAACCGUGUAUUCGGUAUAUGAGCUGUGGCACGCUGAUGGACCCAAUCUUUCUAUAGCGCCACUCAAAGCGAGCGCGCGAAAGGAUGCCGGUGUGCUGUAAUAGAAGCUUGAACGUCUUUCACCUGUCGUCCCUGUUCUCUGUCAGGACUUUUGUCGAACACCUUUCGGCAUUGACGACAACAAGGUUCAAUCCCAACAGAACCAACCGAAAACCCUUAACUACUAAAGCAGCCAUCAGAACUCACUUUUUCGAAUCCCUAAAUCCUCUCCAGAAAGAUCAAAUUCAUCUUUACGUCGAUACACUUCUGCAAUGGAACCGGAAGAUGAACCUGACUGCUGUGACAGAAGCAAGUGAGGUUAUGGAAAGGCACGUUGAGGACUCACUUGCCAUUUUACCUCCCAUCCGGAGCUCAUAUUCAUCACAUUGCGAAGCUUCAUACGACAAUCUCAGCCUCGUCGAUGUCGGAAGUGGCGCGGGGCUUCCCGGAUUAAUACUAGCCAUAGCGUGCCCGGGUUGGAAAGUAACACUGCUGGAGUCCAUAAACAAGCGCUGCCUGUUCUUGGAACAUGCAGUUGGUGUCAUUGGUUUGCCAAAUGUUCAAGUCAUACGGGAAAGAGCUGAGAAUUUUGGACAGAAUCUUGCCUUCAGAGAAACGUUUGAUGUAGCGGUGGCUAGAGCUGUUGCAGAACUGAGAAUUUUAGCCGAAUACUGUCUUCCUCUAGUUCAAGUGGGUGGUUUGUUUGUAGCUGCAAAGGGUCAUGAUCCUCUGGAGGAAGUUUCAAGUGCCAAAAGAGCAAUUCAGUUGAUGGGAGCUUCAGUAUUGCAAAUAGACUCUGUGGAAUCACAUAGCCCUUAUGGACAGAGAACUGCUGUACUAUGUCUAAAAGACAGACCCACCCCAAAGAAGUAUCCCCGUGAUCCAGGUCAAUUUAUCAAACCUACUCAUGAAUCAUUAUCCAAUUUAGAUACCGAUGGAUGGGUUUAUAUUUGUGUAAUAUAAUGGUAGCAAUUGAAAUCUUGCAUUUUUAUAUAUAUUAGGGAAAGAGACAUCUUGGCUAGCUUUUAGUCCUUUCAUAGCUUUCUUUGUGUGGUCAUUGGAUGGGUCAUAGGUUGGUCUCUUUCCCUUUUCCUUUAAACAUAUUGCAUUUGAGGAUCAAUGGCAGAUUACUUGUAAUUGCUAGUUUUAUGCCUUCAGUGAAAAGGUUUGCAUGCCAUGGUCCUUUUGAACAAGGGAAAUGCAUUGGCUUGCCCUUCUGUUGUGUUCCCAAGAUUACCCUCUUUGGCUUUGUAGUCAACCUUGAGGAUGACUAACUAGGAAAAUUUGGCACCACUUAGAAUUCAUGAUUGAUCAUUCGAAUUGGUUUAUAACCCAUUUACGCCACUUUUUGUUUGCUCUUCAUUUUGAACCCGGAUUUGAAAAACUAAAUUUUAGUUUUCAAUUAAAAAUCUACUUAAUUUUGCACGAUUAGGAUGUCAAUUUAAUUUGGAAUUUUUUUUUUAUAACAAUAAAAACCUACUGCACACGUUACUUUUUAGUUGUGUGAUGUGUAAACUCACUUGACAAAGUCAAGGCGGCAAUGGAAAUGGAAGGAUAUUACACAAUAAAUGACCAUUCAUACUCUUUUAAUGGAAAUAUAGGGUGUGACUUAAGUCAAGGAUAAAUUUAAAC
This is a messenger RNA of Diospyros lotus (date-plum), 1834 nucleotides long. RefSeq lists its product as uncharacterized. The transcript has 8 exons. Lineage: Eukaryota; Viridiplantae; Streptophyta; Magnoliopsida; Ericales; Ebenaceae. Gene Ontology annotation, cellular component: cytosol; cytoplasm. Gene Ontology annotation, biological process: rRNA processing. Gene Ontology annotation, molecular function: rRNA (guanine-N7-)-methyltransferase activity. The record is from RefSeq and is a predicted model, not a curated record. Bases 248 to 1165 code for a protein of 305 amino acids.